AUGCUCCGGCAUGACGUCACCCACCUGAAGGCACAGCUGGCUGCGCGUGACAAGGGUGGCAGUUUGCACCUGAAGAAACACCUGAGGAAGCACCUGAAGCACCUUUCAGGCGUUCUUGUAAAUAACCCUGAAGCAUUGGACAGGAGAAUGGUGACAAAAAGCAGUGAGGAAGAGGAGGGAGGGCGCAGAAGCACAGGCAGCAGCGGGACGAGGCAGGAUGAGAGAAGGAGCGACAGCAGGAGUAGGGGUGAGCGAUUGGGAGAGGAUGGCAGGCAGAGCAAGGGGGUGGAGGAGGAGGAAAGGGCGGAUGGCAUGAGUGAGGAUGGCGUGGAUGAUGUGUAUGGGGCCAGGACAGGCAGUGAAGGUGAAGAGGGGAGUGACGGUGAGGAGGAUGAUGGGAGGGGUGGUGGCAUGGGUGAGAGCGCGCGUGCACUGAUGGCGUUGUGGGAGGCCGGCCCCUCGCUGGGGCUCAGAGAUGUGCGCAGCGCCGCUGUGCAGCGCUACCUUACACUGCUCAGGCGUGCUGUGGGGGCACAGGGGGGAGAAAAUGUGGGGGAAAAGGGGACAGCAGAAGGGAAGGAGGGGGAUGGUAAGGAGAUGAAAGAGGGAGUGCAGCAAGCGAAGAGACAAGCGGGUGCUUUAGAGGAGGAGAGGCAGUUUGAGGCGGAGGAGCGGGCGCGGGCACUGCAGCACGAGGCGAUGCGGUUACAGGCACAGGAGAGGAUGCAGGAGAGGCAAGGGGCCAGCGAGGAGCAGGCAGAGGUGGCUGCGUGGAUGGCGGCAGCACGGGAUGAGCAGCUCCUGGGCGACCGAGCGGAUGAGGACAGUCUCUCCAUGACGAGGAACUCCAUGGCGUCAGAGGGACUUCUGGGUGCAGGGGGAGAGCAGAGGGACAGCACCCUCAGGACUACAGGAGCUCGAUUCCUCACCCUUUCCUAUGCACGCUCUACACCCUCCUCUCAGGUAUCAGGAGCAGACGAGGAGAAUCUUCCCAUGUCGCGGCGAGCCCAGAGGGACAUGUGGGUGCACCAGCUCCCGCGAGACUGCAGCAGCUCGAUCUCUCUCCCACUGCUGUGCACGCUCCACCUCCUGUAUCCCCUGUUUCCCCCAGGUAUCAGGAGCGGGCAACCUCCCCAUGACGCGGCGAGCCCAGAGGGACAUGUGGUUUCUGCAGCACCCACGGGACUGCACUGCGCACACGCGUCUGUCAAGUUCCUGGUGUCAGCAGCAGAUGAGGACAACCUGCCCAUGACCCGACGCGCCCAGAGGGACAUGUGGCUACUGCAGCACCCGCGCGACUGCUUGCACCCGGCUGUGAAGUUCCUGGUGGUGGACGUGCUGAGGACGGUGUCAGGAGGCGAUGAAGACAACCUCCCCAUGACCCGGAGAGCGCAGAGGGACAUCUGGGUGCACCAGCACCCGCGGGACUGCGCGCAUCCCUCUGUCAGGUUCCUGGUGGUGGACGUGCUGAGGACGGUCAAAAAUCGCCCCACCCCCUGCAUACCCCAGGUAUCAGGCGCAGAUGAGGACAACCUGCCCAUGACGCGGCGAGCUCAGAGGGACAUCUGGCUGCUGCAGCACCCGCGGAACUGCUCGCAUCCCUCAGUCAAGUUCCUGGUGGUGGACGUGCUGAGGACGGUCCGCGGGCGCUUCCUGGGCGUGGGCGCGCAGGUGAACUGCAUAUGGGGCCGGCCAUGGAAACACAUGCAUCCAACGGUGGACGUGCAUGGAAGGCUCAUCCGAUGUACAGCAUUCAAUCGCCACCGCUGGUGGUUCGCUCAGGCCGCCACCUACCUCAUGCGCUACCCCUCCCCUCGUCUUUGCCUGCUCCUCAAUCGCGCCCGCCACCGCGCCUUCGGCCCUGCCCUCGCCGCCCGGGCAGCCCGCUUCCUGCCCGCCGAUUGGCCGAAAACCGUCGAGCAGCUGCCCGAAUUCACCUCACGAAACGCCCUGGGCAGCGAGGGGAAAAUCGAGGACAUCUGGCAAGCAGCAAGUGGGGGACUAGGCAGCACAGGGGCACUGCCAGGAGCGGGAGGGUACCGAGGAGCAGGGGGGUAUUUGCCAGAGGGGUUGGUGGCGGUGCAUGUUCGGCAGGGGGACAAGGCGGGCGAGAUGGCGAUCGCUGGGCUGGAAGUGUAUGCGGCAUUGCUGGGAAGGGUGAGACGGCAGUUUCCGUAUGCAGACUCGGUGUGGCUCAGCACUGAGAUGCAGGCAGUGGUAGACGCGGCCAAGCAGUACACGCGCUGGCGCUUCCACGUCACCGACUUCCCCCGGCAGGCCCUGGGCGAGUCCAUGGAUGCAUACGACGCGCGCGUGGGGGAGCAGCGCGCCACCGACAACGCGUACGUGAACCUCCUCAUGUGCGCCGAUGCGCCCUUCUUUGUGGGCACCAUGGGGUCCACUUG
Molecule: messenger RNA, 2405 nt
Organism: Closterium sp. Yama58-4
Lineage: Eukaryota; Viridiplantae; Streptophyta; Zygnematophyceae; Desmidiales; Closteriaceae
Source: the annotation of a GenBank genome assembly